This is a messenger RNA of Homalodisca vitripennis (glassy-winged sharpshooter), 552 nucleotides long. Its product is annotated as allatotropins-like. Lineage: Eukaryota; Metazoa; Arthropoda; Insecta; Hemiptera; Cicadellidae. The record is from RefSeq and is a predicted model, not a curated record. The coding region runs from base 60 to 428 and encodes 122 amino acids. The transcript is spliced from 3 exons.
GCCGGACAAGCCUUCCUCACUCACAGUGCGCUGCUUGCCGAGGAAACUUACUUCUGCAGAUGGAUACGAUGCGAUUGUACACGCUGCUGCUAUGGCUGGUACUGCUGCUGAUAUCGGUGGCUGCUAACAGCGUGCCCGUCUAUCAGCGAGACAAUGCUCGUUCAACACGUGGGUUCAAGAACCAAUAUCUAUCCACGGCUCGAUCAUUCGGCAAGCGAACAGAUUCAGACCUCUCAUCCUCCACUACCUCCCAGUUCUCCAACUGUGACAGUUUCCCUGCAGAUUGGCUGACAAGUGUGAUCCAGAAUAAUGGUCGCCUGGCGAGGCUGAUUGGCAAUAAGUUAACAGAGGCCAGCCAGGACGGCGAGCAGUCUGUUGAUGAGCUACUGAGACCGCCGUAUGGUCCUCCUGCUACCAUCUAUAAGUAGAGGACAGCAGGCGAGCUGGCGAAUAGAAUAAAACACUAUAAUGGGAUUGCUUACUUUAAUAGUAUUUUAUGUUAGGCAAGACGUGUUUUAACCCAUUUAAAUGUAUUAAAUUUUACAUAAAAUU